AACACCCAGUAGAUGCAGCAGCAGCAAAGCAGAAGCAACAGCCGAUGGAACGCUUCCGGUUCAGGUUCAGGAGGUCUCCUCUGCUCUCGCUGAACCUGAAGCUGGCCUUCGCCGUCUCCCUCGGCCUCGGCGUCUCCUUCGCCGUCUCCUCCUCCUCCUCUUCCGCCCUCCCUUCCCCGCCGCCUUCUCCGCAGGCCGUAGCCGCCGACCUCCUCGCCGUCCUCGCCGGCCCGCGCGCCGCGUCGCGUGUGCCGGCUGGCGAGGCGUCGCGCCUGCGGUCCUGCCUCCGGUUCCUCUCCCCGGCCAGCGCCUCCGCUGUAUCCAGGGAGUCUCCCCCCUGGAGGGGCUUCCGGAAGGUUCUCCUCGAAGGCUGCGACGACGAUGCGGCUGAGGCGGAUGGGUUGGUGAUGUGGCCGCCGGCGCCGGUCAUGGAGCUGGCGCGCCUGGCCGUCGACUCCGGUGGCAACCCUGGCGCGAUCCACCACGCGCUCGACCCCACCAUGCUUCCGGUGCCAGAUAUUGAGGGAUCGAAGAAGAACAAAUGUCAUCUCACAAGAACACCAUAUGGAAGGCGUUUUGCUAACCAGGAAAUCAAUUCAUACUUAGCCUUUUUGUUUGAGUUGAUUGCCACACGAGGACCAUCUGUUGGAUUAAAUGUAUCACUGAAUCGGUAUGAUUUGUUCCAUGGGCAUCUUUUCCUGGCAUCUGGGACAGGAAGGCUUGGAAUUUUGUUCCAUGCUAAGGAAUAUCCAGCAUUUGACAAGGAACUAUUCCCUUACAAUUUGGGUUAUUGCCAGGCAGGAUCUGAUGUACCAUAUGACGAUUCUAUGAAUUUACGUAAUAUCCUUUGGUUAGCACCAUUGCCAUCCAGCGAGACGAAAGCUUGGUUAGCACCAGGAGUUUUAGUUAUCCUGGAUGCACAUCCUGAUGGAAUUAUUUAUCAGGAUAUGAUACGCGACUAUGUUCAAAUCGUACGAACAAUAUACGAAGACAUUUAUGCAGAUGAUUUUGGAGAGCUUGCAGUUGAUGUCAAUUACCUGAAUGUUGCCAACGCAGCUCCCGCUGAUAGAAUUUUUAUUUGCUGACGCGACAGCCCUCCAUUUGGAUUUUUCACGCAUUGUGAUUUCCUCCCUGGGAAACAAACACCAGAAGACCAGACGUAUCCAUCUAAGUACCCUCUGUAUAUUCCACGUGUUCAUUUAGGAGACCGUUUCAGAUGUUUCUCUUAUUGGAUGUACUUGAGGAAGCAGUUUUUCAUACCGUCAUAAAUUCAUUUGGUUGUAGCACCUUGUGUAUUUAACCGGUUUCACUUACACGAUGGUGUUUGUUUUGGCUUGAGUACUGGAUGUGAGGGCUAUGCUGCAA
Molecule: messenger RNA, 1365 nt
Organism: Brachypodium distachyon (stiff brome)
Lineage: Eukaryota; Viridiplantae; Streptophyta; Magnoliopsida; Poales; Poaceae
Exons: 7
Coding region: 45-1085 (346 amino acids)
Source: RefSeq, a predicted model, not a curated record